GGAAUCCCCAAAUGAGAAAUAACCGAUAACGCCUUCCCGCUUUUAAACUGUGCGAUUCGCGUGCAGGGGGUUGACCUUCGGUUUCCUUGCUCUAUGGUUGGAACAUUGCGUCAUUCUUGCUCUGUUUUUGGUGAACACAGGUUGAUUACAUCGUUCAAAGAAACGUUAUGUGGGAGUUUUGGCGAUCUUCAGUCGAGGACGGAGUGAUUCUGGUGUUGUAUGGUUCUCCUGUUCGUGGAAGAUACGUCGUGAAGGUCAACGCAUUACCGGAUAGAAAAGUGGAGAUCUGCUUUGACGAUGGAACCACCAUGGAACUUCCCCUGGCUGACUACAGCAAUGCUGGAUGUUUUGCCGACAAACUGAGAGCCGACAUGGGGGCGCUUGAGUUCGUUCAUGAGUUCGAGCACUUGUUGUCUCCCCUCAGCUUGGUUCCUCCGGUGCAAGAAACCGAAAGACCAUCCACUUCAACUGAAUCCACCACGUCUGCUCAACUAUUAAAUGCAAAUGCAGGUGGAGUGACUAAUGGGUCUGACACGAUUCAGCCAACUCCAGACUCGGAGGCUGAAAUUGGUGGAGAAACCCAAAGCCCAGUCAAGUCAACUGCAUCCGCCACAUCUACUCAAACAUCUGAUUUGAAGCCAGGCGAAGCACCUGCCGGAGCUGACACCAAGCAGCAAAAUCCCGACGGUAAAGGCGGAGGACACUGGAAACGCAAUCUGUUGAUGGCAGCUCUGGGCGCGCCGCUUGCUGUGGGCGCCGUAAUGGUCGCUCUACCGGCCAUUGGCUUCACUGCCGGGGGGAUAGCAGCCGGAUCCUACGCUGCCAGCAUGAUGUCGGCUGCAGCUGUUGCCAACGGGGGCGGCGUAGCUGCUGGAAGUGCUGUGGCCGUCCUUCAGUCGGUUGGAGCCGCCGGCCUCGGCGCAGGCGGGACGGCCGCGGUGGGCGGUGUCGGGGCAACGGUCGGGGGAGCCACCUCGUACUUAGUUGGCCUGUUUAAGGAUAAAUUCAAAAAGAACAAGAACGAAGUAAACGACGCCACCGCCGCCGCUGACGACGACGACACCAACAAAAACUAACUUCGGAAAUGAGGACAUUAAGAUGUAGUUCAAUGCUAGCUCAACAGAAUUUGUGUCAGAAGCCCUGUCCCGUGGUAUCUCGUCAGAUUUCAGAAAUGUUGUGGGAGAACAGCUUUAUCUCAGAGUUUUCAGUUAGGAAAACUGUAAAAUACUUUCAAUAUCCCCCUCAUUAUCCAUUACAGAUAUUGCAAGAUGUUCACUUUAUUUCCGCGACAUGUUAGAGUCACGCUGUCAAAUGAGCCAUGAUUUUGGCACUGAUCCAGACUUGCAUGAUAUUUUUGAUUGCGAAAGCUUCACGUAUUUGGAAAAAUUGUGACAUUAAAUUUACGUUCGACCAUCGUAUCUCAAGGAUAAAAUUUGUUGGAUAACUUUGUUUGAAACAAGGCUUUUGUGUAUUGUUUGUUCUUCAGAAGUUAUGCAGAAAUGAUACUUUGCAUCAAGAGUGUUUGGUUUUUUUUGGCCAGUAUUGCUCAUGGAGUUUAUUUCAUUCUGAGACCACUCACAAUGGACCGUAUAUUUACACUGCAUUUAAACUAAUUCGUGGCAUAGAACGGUGCCAUUUGGCAUCGAUCGUGUAUUAUUAAAUGCUCUUCCAAAUUUACGAAGUGUGCUGUACACUUCUGAAAUGCUUGUGGAACUUAAUAAAGUAAACACAAUCUACUACAAAGGGAGUUUGGAAUACGUCAA
Molecule: messenger RNA, 1763 nt
Organism: Acanthaster planci (crown-of-thorns starfish)
Lineage: Eukaryota; Metazoa; Echinodermata; Asteroidea; Valvatida; Acanthasteridae
Biological process (GO): intrinsic apoptotic signaling pathway; release of cytochrome c from mitochondria
Cellular component (GO): mitochondrial membrane
Source: RefSeq, a predicted model, not a curated record